UCCAGCAUCAAGUAUUAUCGGAGACUUUAUGAGUAAAUAUGAAGAUAUAUCGCAUUGACUUGUAUUUAAUUGUUCUAUUAGGAAUUCAGUCAAACAAUGCUGAAUAUAUUGACGAUGUUAUAUUGGUCGUCAAAAAAGCAUUUCAAGAUGGACAUGUAGCUGCUGUUUGGGGCCAAGCAGUAGAUCCAGAUGUGAUCACUUACUUUCUAAUUAAAUACCAAAGUCCAGUAUUUACUUUGAACAUAAGCGAAACAGACACUAAUCCCACAACUUUCAUGCAAACAGUAUUUUUCGCCAAAGAGCCGUACGAGUUUCAUUUAUUUUUAACAGAGAUAAAUUUAAUAAUAGUGAAUCCUAUACGAAUUAUCCUUGUUCUGGAAGAAAAUACAACAGAAGAUGUGAAAGCUUUCACUGAAACAGCAUACACAAAUGACAUUGGAGAUAUAGUUGUAGUAAGCGUGGAUAAACAAGGUAAAACUCAACUAUCAACUUACUUUCCUUACGAUAAUGGCAUGUGCGAUGAUAGUGAACCAAAAAUUUUGAAUCCUGACAAAGAUCUUUUUCCGAGGAAAUAUAAAAAUCUACACGGCUGUCCUGUUAGAGUAACUGCUGUCAAUUUCAUACCGUAUGUACGAUUUAACUAUACAAACGAUACUGUUUUCGAAAUCGGAGGAUUCGAUGGAAGAUUUGUAAGGCACAUCAUUGGUAGAAUGAAUGCGACGAUAAAAAUUGUGGUCCCCCAGAACUAUAGCGAUAUAAACGCUACAACUACAGAGUCUUUUACAGCGCUCGUUGAGGACAUCGCUGAUGUAAUGAUACCGUCUGUGCUAGUUACGAUGGAGCGGUACCAGUCCUCUCAGAUAUCCUAUAUCUACGACACGCUAGACCUCGUUUGGUGCAUACCGAAGCGGCAGGAAAUCUACCAGUGGGUUAAAGUGUUGCUGCCAUUUUACAAUUACUACACUUUGAUUAUUAUCGUGUCAUUCGUAAUGUUCUUCAUAUCGAUCAAACUUAUAAGGAAAUACACAAGAUACAGAUACACGAGGAGCAUAACUUUUGGAUUGUACGGCCUAUUUUUUACGCAGGCCAUCAAGUUUCGAACUGGAUCAUGGCUUGUAAACUGCCUUCUGAUUCUGUGGGUUUGGUUCUCCUUCAUCGUCCGUAUUGCUUAUCAAGGUGAGCUAAUAGAGGGCCUCUCACAUUCGAUACUGGAACCGGCUACCGAAACCGUAAAAGAGGCUUUGAAAAUUGUAGACGAAGUUGUAGGUCUAGAUUCGUACAUCGAGUUCUAUAGAAACACGUCGAUCGAGGAACGAUUCAAAUCCAUAGCACUAUCGGAAGUAAAGGACUAUGUGGAAGAAAUUUCCAAAGGAAAGAAGUCGAUGCUCGUUUUGGACGAUAUGUUGGUUAAAUUGUAUGGAUACGAAGUACAAGUUUUGAACGAGAAGGUUGCGAAUGCUCCAGACUGUAUUUUUAUGAGACCGCGGUGGCCCGCGGCUAAAGAAGUCCAUAGGCGUAUAGUUGAGUCAGCAGAGGCCGGUUUGGUGUCUAAAAUAACCAGUCAGAGUAGAUUCGGAUGGGUUUUCAAAUACAACUCGACGCGAAUUCCCCGGAAAUAUACGCCUUUGGACAUGAUGACCUUGAGCUCGUGUUUCUAUGGUCUGAUGGUGAUGUGGAUAACCUGCUUCCUAAUUCUUUUGCUGGAGAUUUCAAAGAAUAAGUACAGUCGAAAGUAA
This is a messenger RNA of Aricia agestis (brown argus), 1736 nucleotides long. RefSeq lists its product as uncharacterized. The record is from RefSeq and is a predicted model, not a curated record. NCBI's taxonomy places the organism in Eukaryota, Metazoa, Arthropoda, Insecta, Lepidoptera, Lycaenidae. The transcript has a single exon. The coding region runs from base 39 to 1736 and encodes 565 amino acids.